CAAGAAACUGGCUCGAUCCGUCCUGGAGCAAUAGGAGGAAGCAAACCCAGACAGGUGGCAACACCUGACGUGGAAAAACGAAUCGAAGAAUACAAGCGCGAUAAUCCCGGCAUGUUCAGUUGGGAGAUUCGGGAUAAACUGCUGAAGGACGGUGUGUGUGACAGAAGUACAGUUCCCUCAGUAAGUUCUAUCAGUCGGGUUCUUCGUGCGCGAUUUGGCAAAAAAGACGAUGAGGACGACUGUGACAAAAAGGAUGACAGUGGGGAGAAAAAAACUAAGCACAGUAUUGACGGCAUACUGGGUGACAAAG
This is a messenger RNA of Sinocyclocheilus rhinocerous, 310 nucleotides long. Its product is annotated as paired box protein Pax-7-like. The annotation marks the transcript as partial. Gene Ontology annotation, molecular function: DNA-binding transcription factor activity, RNA polymerase II-specific; RNA polymerase II cis-regulatory region sequence-specific DNA binding. The transcript is spliced from 3 exons. NCBI's taxonomy places the organism in Eukaryota, Metazoa, Chordata, Actinopteri, Cypriniformes, Cyprinidae. Gene Ontology annotation, biological process: regulation of transcription by RNA polymerase II; anatomical structure development. The record is from RefSeq and is a predicted model, not a curated record.